AGAGUGAACCACUCUAUGGAUUCCAACAAGUCGACAGAGAAAGCUGUGUUCGAACGGAAAUAUAGUGGCUGCCUCAACAAGAGAGAAAUAGCCCGACUUAGAUCACAGCAGACCAGGCUGAAGGACCAAAGACGAGAAACUUCGAUGAAUCUGUGGAUUAUACUGAUCAUCACUUGGAUUAGCAUCUCCGUUGUGAUAGCUGACCCAAAGUGGUUCGUCCAUGAUUAUCCCCUUGAUGGGGGGGAUAAUGAAGAUCUAUUCUCAAGCGAGCAUCUACUACCAGUACAACUGAAGAAACAAACAAAUCCAAAACCUGACGCUCCUCAUAUAAAACCAAAACCACAGGCCCUAUCGCAUGUGACAGAUACUAAAGUCCAUAAGAGUCCAGAUAAACCUAAAGCUAAACCAAAACCUAAACCAGCGGCCAAACAGGAAGUGAAUGAAAUUGAAUCAGAGAAUUUGAUCCCAGUACACAAAAAACCCGCAUAUGCCACAGGCAGGAAACCACUUCAGGCUGCAGAUGAUCACAAGCAGAGAGUUGAUGUUAAAACUGUCAAGACCGACAAAAAACCAUCCCAUGUAUCUAGUCCGCAAAUCCUUGAUGAAGAUGAGCCAUGUGACCCAGAAACCGAUAUGGAUUGUCUCCUGGAGACAGAGGAACUCAUCCUCGUUGGCAAGAAGAAGGUGGUGAAGCCAGCUGCAACAAAGAAGCAGAGCCAACCCGUUAUCAAAAACGACUUGGUGGAACAAAUGAAGAAAGAAGAUGACAUCAAACCAGAAGUUAAGAAACAAACUGAAGUGGAAAAGUCGGCACUUCACAGAAGACUCCUCCAGAGAGAGGGAGUCAAACCUGUCCUCCCUGAGAAGCCUGUUCUGCAGCCUCUAUUGGAAGAGGUUGAGGAGGAGGUGGAUGAAGAUGCUCUUGAGAACGAGAUCUAUUCUAACGAUCAACAAGCCGAGGAGAUCAUUCGGAGAUUCAAGAGACAGAUUCAGCCAGAUGAUGUUAUUGGUUCAGGAGAUGGAGGAGGAGCCAGUUUCAUGCCUACAACAAAUACCACAGAAGACCCGACGUUCAAUAUGCAGUUCAGCACGACCCUGGACAAACAACACAAUCAGCCUCUGACACCGGAAGAAAUAGCGAACUAUAUUCAGACCUUCACUCAACAACUCAACAAUAUUUUUGGCGGGAUAAAUGGAUCAUUGGAAGCAGUUGUGAGGAAUAUUCGACUUGACGAAAACAAACGCGUGACGGCUGAUUGGGAUCUGGUGGUCACUCUCACUGGGGCCAGAAGCAACACGGACAAUACGCAGACCCAAGACCUUCUUGACCAGCUGGUCCGAGUUGGCGUACCUGCCAUCAACAACAUGACCAUAAACGACGAAGUGGUAUAUUCAGAACUCAAUGGUCUUGUCGUUGGAGAAGCAGCCAAGCUUUUGUUAACGGAUGCAUGUAAAGCAGAAAACGCUUGUCCCCAAGAAUACACGUGUAUUCGAGACCAGGCUUCGUUAACUUACUGCCAACAUAAGUGCUACAGCACAGGGCUGUUUGAUCAAUGUCAGCAUGGGGGCGCCUGUCAGAUCAACGACAACUACGAAGCAUAUUGCCAAUGCGGUACUGGAUAUUCCGGGUCAUUAUGUGAGCAGGCCCCGGCGACCCAGGACCCGUCCUACACCACAGGCCAAAUUGUAGGUGCUGGUGUCGGUGCUGCCGUGAUGAUCAUGGCAACGACGGCGUCCUGCAUAUACAUUGCGUUCUUCAGGAAGAAGAAGGAAGAGGACAUGGAUUACUCCUACUUUGGUGACGAUGACUCCUCCGGUCCCGGCGCCUUCAAUGAUGCUGAUAAUGCUCUCGGAAUUAGCAGCUAUUAUAUCGAUCGUCCUAGUGUGAGUUUGACGCCCCUGGAUAUAUACCAUCAAACAGGAACGCACGCCUAAGUCGGAACAUUGAAACUAGGAUAACAAAUUAUUACUUGCUCAAAUGUGACGAUUGUCCCAAAAGAGGCUUAGCAACCGUUGCUAGGCUAUUGGAUGGAGUGGAGAUGGAUCUUGUUUCCUUGGUGUUUUGACAACCAGUUUCGAACCAAGGAAACUCGUUGAAACCUGAUAUUUCUCAAGGCAGCUAAAUGGGACGAUCGAAGAGUGCGAGUUCCACGCUCUGCACGUACUGCACGUGCAUGGCACGUGACAGGAAACGGAACCAGUGAACUGAUCUCAGUGGGCGCAAAACCGCACGUGGGCCCUUGGGCAGCUGAAAGAUGCAAUAAUACGGAGACUACACUGCAUAGUCCUAGGUGACCAUGUAAAGGACCAAUGUUACUGAGGGAUGUGUUAGACAGAGGACGUAUAAUCCCACCCUGUAGUCGUAAACGAUCACGCUUUAUACAGUCACGUUGUUGGAGUGAGUGAGUGAGUUUAGUUUUACGCCGCUUUUUGCAAUAUUCCAGCAAUAUCACGGCGGGGGACACCAGAAAUGGGCUUCACACAUUUCACGUACUUGGAUAAACAAUGUCAAUGAUGCCAUCUCUCGAUGUGAACCAAAACCAAUAUUUGUAAUAAGAAGACAAAAUCGGAACUAUAUUUCAUUACAAUGCAAUACACAGUCAUAUGUGUUCAAAUUUUUGGUGUUCCAAGUUUAGGUGUUUCAAUUUUUAGUGUUCCAAUAUUUGGUGUUCGAAUUGUAGGUGUUUCAAUUUUCAAGUAAUUUUCAAAAUUUCGUUUUUACGUCUUGGUCGUAAAAUGACAAAAUGACGUAGUUUAUAUUGAGGGAUGUGAUGAGUCUCAAGGCUUUAAUUUAUAAUUCUAGUGCCACUUUUGCCAAAAAUAUCUUGCUCACCACGGGUAUUCCUCUCUAAAGGAGGUUGGUACUGCAAUAUUUUUGUGUACCGAUCUAGCUGUAGUGAAAUGUCUCAAAAUGAACGAUUCUGUGAUAUUCCAGCAUAGUCUUCCAUAUUUCUUUACACAGUGAAUCAUAUUCCAGUUAUUUGGCCGAGGGAAUUAGCUUUGAUUUAAAACAAAAAUUAAAACUGAUUAUAACCAACCACCGCUUUAUACGAGUAUUCUAUAAAAUAUGUAAUUUCACUUUGCGAUAAUUGAUUAUCUUUGUGGGAGACAUUUUAGUCGUUUUGUACAAUUCAAUAUUUAGUCUUCUUUCUGAGAAGUUGGGGUUGCAAUGAAAUAUAUCUCUAUAUUUGUUAUGUUAGACAUUUUAAGUUAUUGAACAUUGUAUAUUUGUCUUGUAAAUUGUAUAUGAAGAUGUAAAUAUUGUAAAUACAUAUUGAUAUAUCCCGGUGCAAUAUUCAUAUGUAAAUAGACAUCACUGUUGUAUACAUUCACACGACAUAUCUCAUGGCCAUAUUGAUAUGAUAUUUAUUAAAUGUUUUGACGUACUUGA
Molecule: messenger RNA, 3391 nt
Organism: Haliotis rubra (blacklip abalone)
Lineage: Eukaryota; Metazoa; Mollusca; Gastropoda; Lepetellida; Haliotidae
Exons: 15
Coding region: 16-1935 (639 amino acids)
Source: RefSeq, a predicted model, not a curated record